AUGGAUCCCACCUGCACCGACGUGGACCGUCUGAUGAAUCGCUACUACCUGCCCGUCACCUACUCCAUCAUCUUCAUCGUGGGCCUGCUGGGAAACCUGACCUCCAUCAGCAUUUAUGUGACAAAGCUCCGCCCCUGGAAGAGCAGCACCAUCCUGAUGGUGAACCUGGCGCUGGCCGACCUCCUCUACGUCCUCAGCCUGCCCUUCCUCGUGUACUACUACACCAACGAGGAGUCGUGGCUGCUCGGCGACUUCCUGUGCCGCUUCGUGCGCGCCGGGUUUCACUUUAACCUCUACGGGAGCAUCCUCUUCCUGACGUGCUUGGCGGUUUUCCGCUACGUGGUGGUGAUGAAGCCGCUGAGGGCGGCGCAGGUGCAGCAGAAGUUCUGGGGCGUCGCUGCGUGCUCGGCCGUCUGGAUCGUCGCCGCCGUCGAAGUCACGCCGAUGCUGACCAUGAUAUCGCUGGAGGUGAGGGACAACAAGACCUCCUGCUCGGACUUUGCGAGCACCAUAUCCGACGACGGCAUGCAGUGGUACGGCUGGCUGCUCACCGCGCUUGGCUUUCUGCUGCCCCUAGUGGUGGUGUUCAUGUGCUGCGUCGGCAUCGUCAGGCAGCUGGGCAAAGGGCCCAACAUCAGCAGCCCCAGUCGGAUGCGAGCGCGGCGCGUGACGGUGCUGAUCCUGGUGGUGUUUGUCUUGUGUUUCCUGCCGUAUCACAUCUUGCGUGCGCUGCGGGUGGAAAUUCGCGGGACUGCGACGUGCACGGUGGAGCGCACGGUGCACGCAGCCUACAUCGUCUCCAGGCCUCUGGCGGGACUCAAUACGUUCUUUAACUUGGCUCUGUACACGUUCUCUGGGGACAAGUUCAGGAGGGCCUUCCUGAGCGCCUUUCACUGGGAACACUGGCUGCAGAAGGCCAAGUCGGUGCUGCAAGUGUCCGUCAUCAGCAAGGCAGCCGAUGAUGUGCCUGCUGCAUGA
Stegastes partitus (bicolor damselfish) is the source of this 978-nucleotide messenger RNA. RefSeq names its product 2-oxoglutarate receptor 1. The transcript has a single exon. Lineage: Eukaryota; Metazoa; Chordata; Actinopteri; Pomacentridae. Gene Ontology annotation, cellular component: plasma membrane. Bases 1 to 978 code for a protein of 325 amino acids. Gene Ontology annotation, molecular function: G protein-coupled receptor activity. Gene Ontology annotation, biological process: G protein-coupled receptor signaling pathway. The record is from RefSeq and is a predicted model, not a curated record.